AUGUCCGAAGCUGAGGUCGUCCGAAGCGGUCCAUCUCAUUCCCUGGACCUCGAGCAUGGAUCUUUGGGAUUGGGUGCUCAAUCGGAGUCAAACACAGGACCCCAGCUGCUUCUGGGCAAUGACACGAGAGCCGCAACAGAGUCUCAACUGCUUCCGGCUCAUCUGAAGUGUGGCAUGUGGGCAUCUCUGGCACUAGCUACGGUUUUUGUGGCUGGUGCCAAGUUUUACUUCGAUCAUCAGGGUUCGGGAUUGGAAGUGUUGAUCUUCUGCGCUUUUUCGGCCACAUUCUUCCUUGCCGCCUGCACAGUUUCACUCUGCCGACGUUCACGCGACAUGCACUUCCCACCGAUCACGCCAUCAGUGGCUUCCGUUGAUCACGUUGUGGUCAACACGACAGCCGAAUCACCACAAAUCGUCCAUCAGCAAAAUGUUGCAAGUUUGUCACAACAAAGUGCAAAUGCUGCAACAAUUGUAGCUGUGACACCACCACCGGCUCCUCCGCCACCGUAUCAUAUUGCCAUCCUUUUGCCGGAAAAUUCAAAGGAAGUGGAAGAAUCACCACCUCCUGCGUACGACAAAAUUGUGAUUUAAGUAUCAUUUCAUGCUCGAAAAGGACAUUCGAUACAAUAUAAAAAAAAAGUAUUUUAAAGAACAUCUCAACGGACGAGCCAAUAGCAAAUUUCUCCAAUGGAUUUCUGUAUAAUGCUUGAAACAUAAGCCAUGUUUCAUUCUCAUAAUUCCACUAAUCUCAAAUCUACUGCCCUCUAGCGCAAAGCACUGAAUUACAGUGCGAUUAUAAAAAACAGUUGAACUGAAUCGAAUAUUUUCUAAAUGUGAUUAUUUUUAAAUGAAUUUUCAAUUCUUUUUCUAUAUCUAUAUGAUCUUUGUUUUACGAUGUGAAUAAAGAGAGGUAAAAAAAAGCUAUAAAAUGUAAAACAGAAAUGAAAAGAUUAUUGAGUAGUAUAAAGAAAUUAGAUGGAAGAUCUGUAUGUCAGAUUGCCAAUAAAGCAGAUAUUAAAAAACAAAGAACAAAA
Messenger RNA from Phlebotomus papatasi, 1034 nucleotides. RefSeq lists its product as uncharacterized. Lineage: Eukaryota; Metazoa; Arthropoda; Insecta; Diptera; Psychodidae. The transcript has 3 exons. The record is from RefSeq and is a predicted model, not a curated record. The coding region runs from base 1 to 591 and encodes 196 amino acids.